AUGCUCGAAUGUUGGAUCUCUGCGCAGGACUUUGCCAAGAACGCAUGCUCGUCUCUCGUCAGUGUUGACAGCAGGCGAGGACGAGCACUGGUCCAUCCUAGUGGUGACACUACGGCUAAAAAGCCUCUUCGGUUCACCCCUUGGAGAGAGCGACAAUCUUUCUGGUAUAAGGGCCACCUUCUCAGUCUGCAAUGCACACAGAACGAGUCGGCCUUGUUCCCGCGCAAGACGAUGACGGUCUCUUGCAUUGGCCGUUCUUCCCUGAUCCUACGAGACCUUAUGGACGAGUGUCGUUUCGAAUACCUGAAGCUUUCGGAGAACAAAACCUCUAUCUUCGAGCACUAUAACAACGGCUGGAAAAGAACCAUUACCCGAGACAUCAGACCGAUCGAGACAGUCGUCAUGAACGAAGAGAUAAAGCAGACGCUCCUCAAGGACAUCCGCUCCUUUCUCGAUCCUACAGCUCGUUCGUGGUACACCAGUCGCGGGUUGCCAUAUCGGAGGGGCUACCUACUGUACGGCCGACCUGGAACCGGCAAAUCCAGUCUUAGCAUGUCUGUCGCAGGCUGCUUCGGACUGGACAUAUACGUCCUCAGCCUUGCCGGUAUCAACGACGGGCGCCUGAGCGCCUUGUUCGCUGAGCUUCCGCAACGCUGUGUCGUCCUGCUCGAGGAUGUUGACGCAGUUGGCACAACACAGUCUCGAAACACUGAUGCAGAUGACUCUGACUCAGGAUCGGAAGUAUCACGAACCUCAUCAAAGCCACCCGGAACUCUCUCCCUGUCUGGACUCCUUAACGUCCUUGACGGCGUAGCCUCCCAGGAGGGACGCAUCCUCAUCAUGACGACCAAUCAUCGGGAGCAUCUGGAUGAUGCCCUCAUACGGCCUGGUCGCGUUGACAAGAAAGUCGAAUUCCAGCUUGCCGACGCUGAUGUGAUCAGAAGGCUGUUCUGCACUGUGUUCGAACAGUCAACAGAGGAGUUGCCUGAUGCGGAGGCUCGAGACAAGAGCAACGAAGAAGUUCGGCGGCUGGCAGUCGAGUUUGCGGCCGCGAUACCGGAGCUGGAGCUUAGCCCUGCCGACAUUCUUUCGUUCCUCCUCGCAAACAGGGGCUCUCCAUCAAGCGCUUUGGCCGAUGCGGCAGGAUUGGUAUCAAAGACUAGAAAGGGUGGAGCGCUCAGAAUGGGUGAUUCUUGGGUUCAUAGUGAUUGA
This is a messenger RNA of Colletotrichum acutatum, 1212 nucleotides long. Its product is annotated as mitochondrial chaperone bcs1. The transcript has a single exon. Gene Ontology annotation, cellular component: mitochondrial inner membrane. Gene Ontology annotation, biological process: mitochondrial respiratory chain complex III assembly; protein insertion into mitochondrial inner membrane from matrix. The coding region runs from base 1 to 1212 and encodes 403 amino acids. The record is from RefSeq and is a predicted model, not a curated record. NCBI's taxonomy places the organism in Eukaryota, Fungi, Ascomycota, Sordariomycetes, Glomerellales, Glomerellaceae. Gene Ontology annotation, molecular function: ATP binding; ATP hydrolysis activity.